AUGCUUGCAAUGCGUCGCCAGCUAUGGCACAUGCGCAUCCGGGGUCGUCGGAGACAUUUGAAAACGCCAUGUUCGAGAGCGUUUAGUGUAUUGGGAAGAAGGGGGGCUUAUGAGGAUACGAUAGGGAAUUUGAAGAUUGGGAGGGAUACGAGGGUUGUUUUUCAGGGGUUUACUGGUCGACAGGCAACAGCCAACGCCAAAGAAUCAAUAGCAUGGGGCACCAAUAUCGUCGGCGGCGUCACGCCCGGCAAGAAUACAGAACAUUUAGGACUCCCGGUCCUUCCAUCUGUUCGAGAGGCAAUGCAGAAACUAAAACCACACGCAACGGGUAUCUACGUAGCAGCACAUCAAGCUCCCGCAGCUAUCGAAGAAGCGAUUGAGGCCGAGGUACCGCUUAUUGUUGCUGUAGCGGAACAUAUUCCCGUUCAUGAUUUGUUGAGGGUGCGUUUCUUUUCUUUCUUCAAGGAGUAUUUGAGGGAUGGAAGUAGAUGUGCAGGUGGAUGUGGAGGUUAA
Molecule: messenger RNA, 513 nt
Organism: Lachnellula hyalina
Lineage: Eukaryota; Fungi; Ascomycota; Leotiomycetes; Helotiales; Lachnaceae
Gene: sucl-1
Product: Succinate--CoA ligase [ADP/GDP-forming] subunit alpha, mitochondrial
Exons: 4
Coding region: 1-513 (170 amino acids)
Biological process (GO): tricarboxylic acid cycle
Cellular component (GO): succinate-CoA ligase complex (ADP-forming); mitochondrion
Molecular function (GO): succinate-CoA ligase (ADP-forming) activity; succinate-CoA ligase (GDP-forming) activity
Source: RefSeq, a predicted model, not a curated record